Molecule: messenger RNA, 1975 nt
Organism: Dimorphilus gyrociliatus
Lineage: Eukaryota; Metazoa; Annelida; Polychaeta; Dinophilidae
Source: the annotation of a GenBank genome assembly
AAUGGCCAAACUCUACGAUUUCCAAUGGCAGAGGCCGGUUCCAGAGGCACUCUUGAAUGGUGCUAGAUUUGACAGGUGGGAGGAGGAUACUAGCGUCUUUGAACCAGGCUGCUUUGUUAAAGUAGAUGAAUUUGGCUUCUUUAUACAUUGGAAAAGUGAAGGAAGGACGGGAUAUCCACAGGAGGGACAAGUUAUCGACUGCUCUCAAAUAUCCGAUAUCAGAAUGGGACUACCGCCAAAGGAUAGCAAAUUAUGCUCCGAAUUGGAAAGCCGAGGAGUUGGCUCUCUGGAUAGUAGGACGAUGGUUGUUUGCUCCGGUUUAGACUACGUGAAUAUAAAUUACACGAAUUUUGUAGCCCAAAACACGGAGAUAACGAAAGAAUGGAUUGAAAGUUUACGUAAUGCAACGCAUAAUUUUAAAGCAAACAAUGUCUGUCCGAUGACCCAAUUGAAAAAACACUGGAUUAAGCUAAGCUUAAUGGUGAAUCCGGAUGGAAAAAUUCCAGUUAGGAGUAUAACUCGCACUUUUGCCUCCGGUAAAACUGAGAAAAUUGUCAUGCAAAGUUUAAAAGAUCUAGGUUUACCUAGCGGAAAAAAUGAUGAAAUUGAUCCGGAAAUGUUUACAUUCGCCAAAUUUUAUGAUCUGUAUCACAAGAUAUGCCCUCGAACGGAUAUUGAAGAUUUAUUCAAAGAAUUAACUAAAGGAAAACAAUAUCUAACAAUUCCCCAUUUUAUCGAGUUUAUGAAUGAACGUCAACGAGACCCUCGACUCAACGAAAUUCUUUUUCCAUUCUUCGAUAGAAAACGAUGCUUACAGAUAAUAGAAACGUACGAACUAGAUGAAGAAUUGAAAAAGAUGGAGCGCUUGUCAGUAGACGCCCUUUGCCGAUAUCUUAUGUCGGAUGAGAAUGCUCCAGUAUUUUUAGACCGAUUAGAAAUUUAUAUGGAUAUGGAUCAGCCUCUUUCACAUUAUUAUAUAAAUUCAUCGCAUAAUACGUAUUUAAUUGGGCGUCAAUUUGGAGGAAAAUCUUCGGUUGAAAUGUAUAGGCAGGUUUUAUUGGCUGGUUGUCGUUGUAUCGAAUUGGAUUGUUGGGAUGGAAAAGGCGAUGAUCAAGAGCCGCUUAUUACGCACGGAAAAGCUAUGUGCACAGAUAUUUUAUUUAAAGACGUAAUCUAUGCCAUUCGUGAUACCGCGUUUGUUACUACCGAUUUUCCAAUUGUAAUGUCCUUCGAAAAUCAUUGCUCCAAGCCGCAACAAUAUAAAUUGGCCAAAUAUUGCGAGGAAAUUUUAGGUGAUUACUUGCAGAAUAAACCGCUAGAUUCUCAUCCGCUUGAACCUGGAGCUCCCCUUCCGUCACCGAAUCAGUUGAAGAGGAAGAUAUUGAUAAAGAACAAACGCUUAAAACCGGAGGUGGAGAAAAAGCACUUGGAUAUGUUUCUUAAAGGACAGAACGAAAUGUUGAUAGAGGACGGCGAGAACAUCGAAGACCCUGACGUUACCCCCAAUAUCGCCAACUCUGAAAAUAAAACAGACGGCGAAAAUCAAACACCAGCUACACCAGAUGCUCCGAUGACCAAUAAUGUAGCACCGACGGAAAAUCCAGAUAAACCUGAGGUAAAUUCUUCUCCCACUACACAUCCUGUCCCACCUCCACCUCCCCAGCAUCCGCCGCUAGUUAAGAAGCAAACAUCUGUGAAGAUGUCCGGUAAAAAGGGGAGUUUAACGGCUGAAGAAGAAGCGGCUUUGAUGGAUAAUUAUCAUUAUACUGGGGCAACAACGAAUAUACACCCUUACUUAUCCCAAAUGGUUAAUUACGCACAGCCCGUAAAGUUUUCCGGUUUUGACAUUGCCGAAGAGUUAAAUCUUCAUUGUCAAAUGUCAUCAUUUAAUGAAUCAACCGGUUUGGGAUACCUAAAAACCGGAGCUAUCGAAUUCGUAAAGUAUCCUUCGAUAGUUGAAGAUUAUUACUUGUAG